AUGGAUCGGCGUGCAUCACGCGAACGGGGUCGUAUGGGAAGCAGUCUCACCGCGCGCGCGACGCCCCCCGCGGCUUCGUUCCCGCGCCUCUUCCGCAGCUCCCACCCGUCGAGCGCGAGCACGGGCGGGGACCCGAACGUGUGCACGGGCGCCACCUUCGCCGGGUCGACGCCGAGCCGCAGCCGCGCCCACGCGGCGAGCAUCGUCGCCAUGGACCCUCCCAGGGAGUGCCCGGUGAAGUGCAGCGUCGCGCUCAUCGGCGCGGCGGCGAUCAGCGGCGAGAUCUCCGGCCAGAACGCGUCCGUCAUCUCCGCGACGCCCGCGUGGCACACCGCGGGCACCCCCGGGUGCAGCGGCGUCGGCCACAUCUUCGCGAUCUGCGCGCUCAGGCGGAAGCGGUCCACGGCCUCGUUGUUCCACGCCGCGCCGCGGACGACGAACCAACGCUCCGUCGUCGUCGCGGCGGACGGCGAUUUCGAAUCAUCAUUCGCGUCGCCGUCGUCGCCGACGAGCUUGUCGCAAACGUACCAUCGCGUGCAGUCCGUGAUCCCGUGCGCGCGCAGCACGAACCCGUCGCUCGCGACCCACGGCUCGACGUCGCCCACCUUGUACACGUACGACGCGAGUCGAACCGCGGUGGACGUCGCGAGGAGUUCCGCGCGCGAUAUCUCCGUCGCGCUGGCGUUCGGAUCGGACGUCGGCGUCUCGGGCGAGGACGAGGACGAGGACGACGGCGCGUCGCUCGAGGACGGCGCGUCGCUCGAGGACGCCGCGGACGAGGACGCCGCGCGCGCGGCGACGCAUCGACCCGCGCCAACGCCGCCGCCGCGCGUCUCGCGAUGCCAGCGCGCGACGCCGACGCGCGCGGUCGACCGCGCGAGCGGCCGCGCGAACGCGAGCAUCGACGACGGCGCGAUCGGAGAACGGCGCUCAGAAGCCAACGAUCGGAUCGGACCGGAUCGACGGACGGACGGACGGCGCGCUUCCGACGCCGAAGCGGCCGCUCCUCCUACCCCGUCGCGCCGCCGCUUCCGCCGCGCGCGCGUGGUUCACGGGGGCGACGAGACGUCGCGAGAGCGCGCGCGGACGAGCGAGCGCCGACGCCGACGUGCCGCGCGCGCGUCUCGAGUGCCGAUGAGAUCGGUCAAUGCCACCUGGCACUCGACCGCGGUCGGCGACGCUGCGACCUGA
This is a messenger RNA of Micromonas pusilla CCMP1545, 1191 nucleotides long. RefSeq lists its product as uncharacterized. Lineage: Eukaryota; Viridiplantae; Chlorophyta; Mamiellophyceae; Mamiellales; Mamiellaceae. The record is from RefSeq and is a predicted model, not a curated record. The transcript has a single exon. Bases 1 to 1191 code for a protein of 396 amino acids.